This is a messenger RNA of Labeo rohita (rohu), 3601 nucleotides long. It is a transcript of the gene polk, whose product is annotated as polymerase (DNA directed) kappa. Gene Ontology annotation, cellular component: nucleus. The coding region runs from base 315 to 3041 and encodes 908 amino acids. The record is from RefSeq and is a predicted model, not a curated record. Gene Ontology annotation, biological process: error-prone translesion synthesis. The transcript is spliced from 14 exons. Lineage: Eukaryota; Metazoa; Chordata; Actinopteri; Cypriniformes; Cyprinidae. Gene Ontology annotation, molecular function: damaged DNA binding; DNA-directed DNA polymerase activity.
GGUGUUUAUGUUAUUCUCGUGUUUUGUUUAGUUUACGUUGUACAUUCUUGUCUUGUGUAUGUGUUUUAACUUUAUAUUUAUGAGACAGCCAAGUAACUUAAUUCAUACCAAAUUCUUAAAUAGUGAUAUCUGUUUAUUCUUUAACAUUGAGAGGGAAAAAGUCAAAACAUCAUUUUGCCUGCUGUCAGAAUAUCAUCAGACGUUUAGCCUUCAUGACAGUCGAUUACUGGGUCGCAGGUUUUAUUCUGGCUCCAUCGAUAAAGAAGAAUCAAACCAGCUAAAGUAAAUUGGGUGAAAGUGAAAGUAUACAGAAGAUGGAAAAUCAUCAGGGUGCUGCGAGCAGCAGCUCUGGAGCUGAUCUUCUCUCCAGGAUCGCUCUCAAUGAUAACAAAGCUGGCAUGGAGGGACUGGACAGAGACAAGAUCAACAAAAUCAUUCUGGAAACCUCCAAGGGAUCUAGAUUUUAUGAGAAUGAACUGAAGAAGGAGCAGCAGGUGAAUCAACGCAUUGAAAAGAUGAUGGAGCAAAAAGCAAAAAUCACUGAAGAACAGAUGAAGCAAGCACAAGCAGAGGUGGACAAACUGACGUGUGAACUGGAGAGGAGUCGAGAGCUGAGUCGUCUAAUAGUUCACGUAGACAUGGACGCGUUCUACGCUGCCGUUGAAAUGAGAGACUGCCCAGAGCUGAAGGACAAACCGAUGGCAGUGGGAUCCACAAGCAUGCUGUCAACCUCCAAUUACCAUGCUAGGAGGUUUGGUGUCCGUGCUGCCAUGCCAGGGUUCAUUGCUAAGAAGCUCUGUCCGAAUCUUGUCAUUGUGCCGACUAAUUUUGACAAAUACAGAGCAGUGAGUGCCCAGGUACGGGAGAUAUUUUCAGAAUAUGACCCUCAUUUCAUGCCUAUGAGUCUGGACGAGGCUUAUCUGGAUAUCACUGAGCACCUGGAGCAGCGGAAGCACUGGCCGGAGACCAUGCGAACAUAUUACACCUGUGAUGCCAAGACAGGAAAUAAUGCAGAGAGGUCUGCAGCUGAACCAGAGAAAGAUGGACUGUCUCCAGUGCUGUUUGAGGACAGUCCCAGCUCUUCACCCUCUCUGUCAGGGCCUGAUAGGAAAUCAGAAGUGUUUGGGACGAGUGCAGAGGAGGCUGUAAGGGAAAUGCGCUUCCGCAUUGAGCAGAAAACAUCUCUUACUGCCAGUGCGGGCAUUGCCCCAAACAUGAUGCUUGCAAAAGUAUGCAGUGAUAAGAACAAGCCCAAUGGCCAGUACCGAAUUCCUCCUGAGAGACAAGUUGUGAUGGAGUUUAUGAAGGAACUUCCUGUUAGAAAGGUGUCUGGUGUUGGAAAGGUUACUGAGAAGAUGCUGGCCGCUUUGGGAAUUGUCAAUUGUGCACAGCUGGGCCAGCAGAUGGCACUAUUAUCCCUGCUUUUUUCAGGAACCUCCUGGCAUCAUUUCCUUCACAUAUCUUUGGGUUUGGGCUCCACAUGUAUCGAGAGGGAUUCAGAAAGAAAAAGCAUGAGCACUGAGAGGACGUUUGGAGAGAUGAGCGAUGCAGAGGAGCAGUAUUCCCUGUGCAGGGAUCUCUGUCAUGACCUAGCACAGGACCUACAGCGGGAAGGCCUCAAGGGUAAAACUGUUACUUUGAAGCUGAAGAAUGUCAAAUUUGAAGUGAAGACCAAAGCGUUCACACUGCAGUAUGCUGUCUGCACUGAGGAGGAGAUCUUUGCUGCUGCUAAGGACCUUCUCAAAGCUGAGAUUGACAGUGUCAGUCCUCAGCCACUAAAGCUGAGACUCAUGGGCGUUCGAGUGUCCGGCUUUAUCAGCGCUGAAGAUAAAAAGCCUCUUCAGAGGAGUAUAAUGGGAUUCCUGCAGAAAGGUGGAUCUGAUUCAAGCGGCUUCACGCAGUGUGCUGGAUCUGCGCUCAAAGCAGAAGAAAGCAGUGAAGGUGCCAGUUUCCUAAAGCCACAGUCCACUGAGAUAAAAGCACCUUCUGUGUCUGAGCAAACACCCAAAUCUAGAGGACCUCAGCAGCAAUCGUUUUUUCAAAGAGCACAGUUGAAACGACUUCAGCAGCAGCGGGAACAAAUGCCUGUCAUCGCUGGUACAGACACAACGAACAAUAGUGCUGACGCAGGUGCUGCAGCACAAACAGAUCUACCAACAACAAACACUCAAUCAGACGCAACAUCAGCAAAAAAUUUGUCAAAUACAAACUCGGAGACAGACGCAACAAGCUACGUAAAUAAACCUGCAGUUUUAAAGCCAUCGUUUAAAAUCACAACCCAGGUGCUGCAGUCUCUCACCUGUCCUGUGUGCAAUAUAGAAAUGAAGGAUGUAAACCUUACAGCCUUUAACAACCAUAUUGAUGAAUGUCUGAAGGGCAGUGCAGUGGAUAAUGAACCCACAGAUUUGGAUGCGACUGAGAAACAAGAAGAGCUUAACAGCAAACCGCCUGCUUCAAAUUCAGAAAGCAAGACUCUUAAAUCUUCAAGCCACGACCCACCCAGUAAUGAAGAGAAGCCGUCAACUAGCAUCUCAGUGACACUGGUGGAAACUGAUGACAGCAGUGAUUUCAAGACUCCAUUUUUUACUCACAAGACCAAAAUAAAUGGAAAGCGUUCUGUUAUUCCAAAAAAGAAGGUGCAUUCUGAAACUAGUUCUAAAGCAUCACCCACGAGACACAAUGUUGAGGAUGUCACAGAGAUGUCAUCUGACUCGAAAGGCUCGUCUUUGACGUGUCCCGUGUGCAGUCAGCCACAGAGCACCGAUGACCUCGCUCUCUUCAACCGACAUGUGGAUAUGUGUCUCAACCAGGAAGUUUUGCUGGAGUUUAAAGAAUCUCAUCCUCCUGUGGAUCACUCAGAUGCACCAGCACUCAAGAGCGUAAAAGGCCAACUGGGGGACCAGGGACGUGUUUCUAAAGUGAGAGAAAAGAGCAAAAGGCAAGGAUCAUCUCCUCUUCCUCCCUCGAAGAAAAUCAAAGUGUUGAGCACAAAACACACAAUCGACAAGUUCUUCAAAGGCAGUCCCAGACAGAACGUCUAAUUCUUUUACAAAUCCAGACAGAUGAAUAUAUUGUUUAAUUUAUGAAGAAGAGACAUUAUGAUCCAUGAGGAUUAAUCUGGAUUCACUUCAGGGAAUAUGUUGAUGGAACAUGUAAAAAAUAUGCAUGCUGAAGAUUAUUGUAUGGUUGAUAAGAGAUGUUUCUGGGAAGAUUAUAUACUCUGACACAAAGCUGAAAAUCUGUUUGGGUGUAUUUUUUUGUAUUUAUUGAAAUUUGUGUGUGAAAAUACUUCAUAUUGUGCUUCAAAUUUAUACUUUAGGACCUGACUCUUUCAGUAAUUAUGUAUAUCAUUAAAUGUACAUUUAUAUAUGAGUGAAGGAUGGCUCAGAUAUUUUUAAAUAAUUUUAUUCUUCACACAAAUACAAGUGAGCAUUUAGUUUUGUAUGGACGUUGUAAAGCACUUUACAAAACAUGAUGUAUGAUUUACAAUCUAAAUAAUAAAUAUAUACAGAAGUGUAAUAACUGAUGCAGUUGUACAAUUCUGCAUGUACACAUCUAAAUUGCACCUUAAAUUAAUGUGAACAAAAAUAUUAAAAGUCUC